Molecule: messenger RNA, 1427 nt
Organism: Dermochelys coriacea (leatherback sea turtle)
Lineage: Eukaryota; Metazoa; Chordata; Testudines; Dermochelyidae
Gene: DUSP11
Product: dual specificity phosphatase 11
Exons: 10
Coding region: 154-1146 (330 amino acids)
Biological process (GO): protein dephosphorylation
Molecular function (GO): protein tyrosine/serine/threonine phosphatase activity; polynucleotide 5'-phosphatase activity
Source: RefSeq, a predicted model, not a curated record
UGCGUGAGGUCGUGGGAACCGGAACCGGAAGCGCCGAGCACCGGCUGGGUUCCGCGGGGCUGGGAGCGUCUCUGGCGGCGCGCCCCGGCCUAGGUAUCGGGCGGGCGGCGCUGGGCGGCGGCGCGGGCUCGGAGCCGGGCCGGAGCCGGAGCCAUGUCGGGGAACGGCAAGACCCGCCUGCCGGACAGAUGGACAGACUAUCUCCCGCUUGGACAAAGAAUGCCGGGUACUAGGUUCAUCGCUUUCAAAGUUCCUUUAAAAAAGAGUUUUGAAUGGAGACUUGCCCCAAAAGACAGAUUUUCUCCUUUUGACCUCCUUAAGAAAAUUAGAGAACAGAAAGAAGAACUUGGCAUGAUCAUUGAUCUAACAUACACAACGCGCUAUUAUGGACCAGAGGAGCUACCAAAGACACUCUGCUACUCCAAGAUCUUGACGGUUGGACAUGAAGUACCAGAUAAUGAAACAAUUUUUAAAUUUAAAUGUGCCGUGAAAGAGUUUUUAUGGGAGAACAGAGAUAAUGAUAAACUCAUUGGAGUUCACUGCACACAUGGCUUAAACAGAACUGGUUACCUUGUUUGUAGGUACCUAAUUGAUGUUGAAGGCAUGGAACCAAAUGUCGCUAUAGAGUUGUUCAACAGGUCGCGAGGGCAUUCUAUAGAAAGGAAGAACUAUAUUGAGGACCUUCAGAAGGGCCCCAUCAGAAUGAACCAUGCUGCAGAUGGACUAGCAUUUGAUUUGAUCAAAGGACAAAGCAGCAUGGCACCAAAUUUGGAUUUCCAAGUAGCUGGACAUCAUCUGUAUUCAGAACAGCUCCCCCUGGCAGACAGCAGGCUCUUCCCUUCUUGGCAAGGAAAGGGAGGAAAAAGAGAACAAAGAGCCCUGUACCCUGUCAGGAAUUUCCACGGAGUUUACGACAAUGGGAGAUCUGCUUAUUUCAAGGAGUGUGUCCCUACAGCCAACCUGGCUCAGCAAACACCCCCUUACAACUUGGGACCUGUCAACUACCCCAUUCCCCUACCUUAUAACAAACAGUAUAAUGGUUACAAUGGACGAUACUUUCCAGUGCAAAAUCCUUACCGUAUACGCCAGGAAACGUAUAAAAUGAAAACAUCUAGAAGACACAAAAGGAAUCACUAUACAAAUUGAUGUGAGGGGCUCAUCUGGUGGAAGAACUUGGAAGUGUGCUAUAUGGAGUCCACUCUGUGGGGUUUUUUUAAUCUAGAAGCUUUAUUCAAGAAUGAGUCUUUUAUUCAUUCUAAUCCCUUUGCUGUGGUGCUCAUUGCUGGCCAAGUGCCAGUCUGGAAACACAAAGGAAGGAAUCAUUAAUUUUAAUAUUGAGCCUGUUUCUAAAAGUUUUAUUUUUCCUAACCACCUUCAUAACAAACCCUCACCUUUUACUGUAUUAAAAUAUUGUGACAUCCACGUUA